This is a messenger RNA of Cydia amplana, 1471 nucleotides long. RefSeq lists its product as uncharacterized. Bases 234 to 1463 code for a protein of 409 amino acids. The transcript has 2 exons. The record is from RefSeq and is a predicted model, not a curated record. Lineage: Eukaryota; Metazoa; Arthropoda; Insecta; Lepidoptera; Tortricidae. Gene Ontology annotation, molecular function: protein binding.
UCCGUGAACGUCAGUCAAGUGAUUAGAUCGGAUAAAAAAGUAAACAAUACAAUUUUUCUGCAUUUUAGACUUAAUAAUGUUUAAAUUUAGUGUCUGUGCUUAGAAUUAUAUGUUUUCCAAAGUUUUGUAAAGAGAAAGUAGUGAAAUUGAUCGGCAAAUAAAGUGUAUCAGUGGUGAAAACAUGACAUAGAUUUGGUUAAAGAAUUUAGUAAAAAUAUCCACAAAAAUAAGAAAUGAUCCACAUAAAUGAUCUGCCGUUAGAAUCUUUCCUUGAAAUACUAUCUAAAGUUGAUGGAUGCACGAUUGGAAUAUGCCGAAGAGUGAGUAAAAAUUGGAAAGAAAUAAUCGAUGGCACAGACUUACUUUGGCAAGAAUGUUGCAAAAAAGAAUUCAAACAUUCGUCUAUUAUUGCGAGAAGGAAGUCCGGAAAAGACACGAGCUGGUACCACAUCUACAAGAACCUAAAAACAUGGUCGAAUAUUUCGAAAAUUGAGAAUAAAACGAGGGAGUUUUAUAAUUUUUCUCUUCACGAUAAAUGUCACGCAUUGGAGAUUGAUAAUGGAAUAUUACCGUUAAAAGACGCGAGAGGAGUUGUUCUUUACGAUAUGAAUACAAUGAAAAACAUACCUGUUGUAGUACCCGAGAAAAACUGCUUUAAAGUUGCGCAUAAUGAUUGUGCUUCUGCCAUUUUGAUAAAAUCUGGACUCUUAAUACAAAGAACCGUUCCUAAUCCAAACUUCAUGUCUGAGGCGUUUUUUAAAGCUGAUAACUUCGUUCUAGCCGAGAAUGCUAUGUACUUCUUUAAUAACCGAGACAUUUUCAAAUGUGAUUUAAGUCACGAAAAUCUAUCUUCAAAAUUGAUUCUACAUUGCGACUAUGAUAUUAAAGUUAUACAGUACAACAACAAUGUUUUAUACAUCUUUACUGAUUGUGGAAAUAUAGUAACCAUUGUAAACGAACAGCAAGAUUCUGUCAAACCAAUCGCUGUACCUCCAGAAUGGCUAAAGCAGGUUAAACAUAUAAUGGCUAUCAACGAUAAAAACUAUGUUUGUUAUUCACGGAUCUUAUUCAAAAUAGAAACAGAUACAUAUAAGCAUUUAUACAUAGAGUUUCCUCCGAUAACUGCAUUAUUCUUUUACGGAGAUAUCGUUUUGAUUGGGACAAGGAAUAGUGAAAUUUUGUUAUACCGUCUGUCAAGUCAAAAGUAUAAGGUUACACCAAUUUUUGAGAGACUCGGAGCAUUGCCGGAUGGGAAGUAUGCCGUACAACUGGAUGUUUGCGAGAGGAAGUCUGGACCAGUCAUAGUUGCUGCAACGUUUUUUGAGAUAUUCAUAUUUGAAUAUGACUUCUUUCCUAAUGACAAUGUGGACUUGAUGAAGAAGACCUUCACCUCGAACAAGCUGUGUAUUUACAAGAGACUGCUCCGACUGAAGGACCGGCUGCAGUGCCAAUCAUUCAUUUAAACCAUACA